Miscanthus lutarioriparius is the source of this 1698-nucleotide messenger RNA. The record is from the annotation of a GenBank genome assembly. Lineage: Eukaryota; Viridiplantae; Streptophyta; Magnoliopsida; Poales; Poaceae.
AUGCCCGAGUCACCGGCAUCUCCGGCCAAGCCCCCCUCGCAGCCGGGAUCGCCGCUCAAUGCCGCCACUCCGUCCCCAGCGUCGGCAUUGCUGCGAGGCUCCGUGCUGCUCCUCGCGUUCCUCAUCCUCCAGCUCGUGCUCUUCUGGAACAUCCUCGGCUUCCCCAGCUCGCGCUUCCUCCCGGCGCCGGGCCACAGGAACACUACCUGGGCCAACGGCGCGGUCAACGGCGGCGCGUGCGAUGAGGGGCUCAUCUACGUCUACGACCUCCCGUCGGAGUUCAACCACGACCUCGUCGACGACUGCGAGAGCCUGUGGCCCUGGUACUCGUUCUGCCCGUACCUAGCCAACGGCGGCUUCGGCGAGGCGGCCACCACGCUGCCCAUCUUCUUCCACGUCACGCGGAACGUGUCGUUGUCCAGCUGGUACAACACCGACCAGUUCCAGCUCGAGGUCAUCAUCCACCGCCGCCUUCUCUCGCACAGGUGCCGCACCACCGACCCGUCGCUGGCCACCGCGUUCUACGUCCCGUUCUACGUCGGCCUCGACGUCGGCAGCCACCUGUGGGGGGACAACUCCACCGCUGCCGACCGCGACAGGGCGGGCUUGAAGCUGCUCCGGUGGCUCAACAACCAGACGUCCUUCCAGAGGUCCGGCGGUUGGGACCACUUCAUCACGCUGGGGCGCAUCACGUGGGACUUCCGCCGGUACGGCGACGACGGGUGGGGCACCAACUUCGUGGUCCUGCCGGGGAUAGCCAACGUGACCCGCCUCGGCAUCGAGGCCGACCGGCUGGACCCCAUGGAAGUCGCCAUCCCGUACCCGACCGGCUUCCACCCGCGCACCGCCGCCGACGUGCGCGCGUGGCAGCGGCACGUGCUGUCCCUCAAGCGCAGCAAGCUCUUCGGCUUCGCCGGCGCGCCGCGCUCCGGGUUCCGGGACGACUUCAGGGAGGUGCUGCUGGAGGAGUGCGAGGAUGCCGGGAGCGAGCACUGCCGUGCCGUGGACUGCCGCGGCACGCGGUGCACCGACAACGGCGCGGCGGUGCUGGAGCUGUUCCUGGACUCGAAGUUCUGCCUGCAGCCGCGCGGAGACAGCUUCACGCGGCGGUCGCUGUUCGACUGCAUGGUGGCUGGCGCCGUGCCGGUGCUGUUCUGGCGGCGGACCGCGUACGACCAGUACCGGUGGUACCUGCCGCCGGGGCCGCGCGGCGAGGAUGGGGAGUGGUCCGUGUUCAUCGACCGGCAGGCGCUGCGCGUGGGCAACGUGAGCGUGCGGGACGUCCUGGAGGGGCUCAGCGAGCGGCGGGUGCGGCGGAUGCGGGAGCGCGUGGUGGAGAUGAUCCCGCGGCUGGUGUACGCGUCGUCGCCCGACGGGCUCGGCGACGGCAUGGAGGACGCCCUCGAUGUGGCGGUGCGCGGCGUGCUGGAGCGGUUCCGGCGGCGCCGGGCGAGCACUGCGCCUGAAGGGCUUUCAGCGGAGCACCGGCCAGGCCGCUUCGUCGCACGGCGUGUAGACGGCAAAUCGACGCUGGCGCCUCCUUCUGACUUCAAAAAUGGAUCGGCAGCGGCGGUCAAUCAGAACGCCUCAGGAACAAAGCUGAGCCCUCCGGCUUCGUUAUACGUAAAACCCGUCGUGUCCAGAGCAUCGGCUUCAUCUGGAAAGAGCUUGCACAAUCCUGGACUAACUGAAGAGUGA